CAGUUUCCGGGCGUUACGGUUGAACACAAGUAAGAACUGAAAAUGGAUAACGAGGUCCCGAUGAAACGCAGUUACUACAUCGAACAGAUGCGGAACUGGAUAAACAGACAUUCACAUUUACCUAAAGAUUUUGAUGACUUGAUGCUGUACCGUUUCGUGCACAGCUGCUUCUUCGACAUAGAGAAGGCUAAAGCCACACUAGAGAAGUUCAGCACAAUAAGAGCUAGUGCGCCGGAGCUGUUUGGAAACAGAAAUUUGGAAGCCGGUCCGCUGAAAGUCCAGGCUUCAGUUGUUGACACCUGUGUAUACGACAUAUCAAAUAACAGAAAACUACUUAUAUGGCAAAUGAACGACCCGGGUUUCGACAUAUACAACUACGUAUCCGACUGCAAGCUAUUCACAAUGAUGUUCGACGUGUAUCUACUGACGGAAACAGACGUUAAAGAUGGCGUCGUGGCCAUAUUAGACGCUAAGCAUAUCAACUACAAGUUCAUGAAAACUCUCAACUUGUUCAUAAGCAAAAAGAUACUUAAAUACCAGCUGGAGUCGCUGCCGGUGCGGAUCCAGCAGCUACACGUGGUGAACGCGGCGCCCAUCAUAGACACCUUGCUCACCGCCUUCAAGCCCUUCAUAUCCCGGGAAAUUAUUGACAUGCUUAAAUUUCAUUCACCAUCGUCGAACUCUCUAUUCGAGCACCUAGAGAAGGACGACCUGCCUUCUGACUACGGCGGCACCCUGCCCUCGGUGGAGGUCAAGAAACAUGAGAUAUAUGAUAAAUUGAAGGAAAUUGGUGAUGUGGUGUACAAAGACGACCUCUGGGCAGCCAUCGGCAAAAAAGACAUUGACCUAUCCAUGGACAACGGAAGUUUUCGCACACUUGAUUUUGAUUGAUA
Aricia agestis (brown argus) is the source of this 893-nucleotide messenger RNA. RefSeq names its product alpha-tocopherol transfer protein-like. The transcript is spliced from 7 exons. Gene Ontology annotation, cellular component: membrane. Bases 43 to 891 code for a protein of 282 amino acids. Gene Ontology annotation, molecular function: phosphatidylinositol bisphosphate binding. Lineage: Eukaryota; Metazoa; Arthropoda; Insecta; Lepidoptera; Lycaenidae. The record is from RefSeq and is a predicted model, not a curated record.